AAGGAACGAGGUUAGCCUUUGUUAGCCUGAGUUUGGCUGAGGACGAAGCCGCACGAACACAUGGCAUCUAUGCGCGCCCUCGUCGCUGCUGAGUCGACCCACCACCGUCCCUCGUCCUACUGGUCGGUUAUGAUUAAUCUCCGAGCGAAUGCAGCCUUGUCCCGUGCUCGCAUUCCCCGCUGUGACAGUGAGCCACUAGCAUGCCGGUGUCCCGGACGCCAUCUUCCAGCCUGAUACAGAACCGCACAAGUUCAGGAUGUAUUUCAACCGGCGAUCGAAGAAGAUCCACAGCGAGGGCGGACCCUCUUGCUCAUCCGCCGGCUACCACAAGGCAGAUGAUGAGAUGUCUGGGACUACUUCUCAGGCGGAUCCCACAGAUGCCACGGCGCGGACGAUUCUGCUCAACCAACCUCAGAACACCAAGUUCUGUGAUAACCAUGUGAGUACCACUAAGUACGGCGUGCUCACCUUCCUGCCUCGUUUCCUGUACGAGCAGAUCCGCCGGGCCGCCAAUGCCUUCUUCCUCUUCAUCGCCCUGAUGCAGCAAAUCCCUGAUGUGUCUCCUACGGGUCGCUACACCACUCUGGUACCACUCAUCUUCAUCCUCACUGUGGCCGGGAUCAAAGAGAUCAUAGAGGACUAUCAAAGACACAAGGCAGACAACACAGUCAACAAGAAAAAGACCACAGUUCUGAGGAAUGGAGCCUGGCAGACUGUCAUAUGGAAACAGGUGGCAGUAGGAGACAUAGUGAAGGUGACCAAUGGGCAGCAUCUUCCAGCUGACAUGGUCAUAGUGUCCUCCAGUGAGCCUCAGGCCAUGUGUUAUACUGAGACCUCCAACCUGGACGGAGAAACCAACCUGAAAAUCAGACAGGGUCUCCCUCUCACAGCUAGUCUCCAGUCUCUGGAGGAGCUGAUGGGUCUCUCUGGCCGUCUGGAGUGUGAAGAGCCCAACAGACACCUGUAUGACUUCACUGGGACUCUAUACCUGGACAACCAAAAUGCGGUUCCUCUGGGUCCUGACCAGGUGCUGCUGCGAGGUGCCCAGCUCAGGAACACACAAUGGGUUGUGGGUAUUAUAGUCUACACUGGACAUGACUCCAAACUGAUGCAGAACUCGACCAAGGCCCCUCUGAAGCGUUCUAACGUGGAGCGGGUGACCAAUGUCCAGAUCCUGGUGCUGUUCUGCAUCCUCCUGGUGAUGGCGCUAGUGAGCUCUAUAGGAGCCUCCAUCUGGAACAAACAACACACUGAGGAGGCCUGCUGGUACCUGUCACGCGCCGGUGACAUCUCCACUAACUUUUGGUAUAACCUGCUGACCUUCAUCAUCCUCUACAACAACCUCAUCCCCAUCAGCCUGCUGGUCACUCUGGAGGUCGUCAAGUUCACACAGGCACUCUUCAUCAACUGGGAUGUGGAGAUGUACUACGCGGAGACAGACACACCCGCCAUGGCUCGAACGUCCAAUCUCAACGAAGAACUGGGCCAGGUGAAGUAUCUGUUUUCUGAUAAGACAGGAACUCUCACCUGUAACGUCAUGCACUUCAAGAAGUGUACCAUCGCUGGGAUCACAUACGGCCACUUCCCUGACCUGGAUGUUGAUCGUUCCAUAGAGGACUUCAGUCCCCUGCCGUCCAGCAGUCUUAACUCCACAGAGUUUGAUGACCCCACUCUCAUCCAGAACAUUGAGAAGAACCAUCCGACCUCUGCUCAAAUCUGUGAGUUCCUGACGAUGAUGGCGGUGUGUCACACCGUGGUCCCAGAGAGAGAGGAGGACCAGCUUAUUUACCAGGCCUCCUCGCCAGAUGAAGGAGCUCUGGUGAAAGGAGCCAAAGGUCUGGGCUUCGUUUUCACAGCAAGGACUCCUGGCUCCGUUAUCAUGGAAGCUAGGGGGAAGGAGAAGAGUUUUGAGCUGCUGAAUGUGCUGGAGUUUUCAAGUAACCGUAAGCGCAUGUCUGUAGUUGUCCGAACCCCCGAUGGGAAACUGCGUCUGUACUGCAAGGGAGCAGAUAAUGUGAUCUUUGAGCGUCUCACUGAUUCGUCUCAGUACAAAGAGUUGACCAUGGCACAUCUGGAACAGUUCGCAACCGAGGGUCUGCGGACUCUGUGUUUUACCUAUGUUGAUCUGGAGGAGGGGGUAUACCAGGAGUGGCUGAAGGAGUACACCCGGAUUAGCACUAUCAUCAAAGACCGGGCCCAGAAACUAGAGGACUGCUAUGAACUGCUGGAGAAGGUAAGAGUUAAGACAGGUCCAGAGAGGUGUGGUGAGAGGACAGGUCCAGAGAGGUGUGGUGAGAGGACAGGUCCAGAGAGGUAUGGUGAGAGGACAGGUCCAGAGGACAGGUCCAGAGGACGGGUCCGGAGAGGUGUGGUGAGAGGACGGGUCCGGAGAGGUGUGGUGAGAGGACGGGUCCGGAGAGGUGUGGUGAGGAGGACGGGUCCGGAGAGGUGUGGUGAGAGGACGGGUCCGGAGAGGUGUGGUGAGAGGAAGGGUCCGGAGAGGUGUGGUGAGAGGACGGGUCCGGAGAGGUGUGGUGAGAAGACGGGUCCGGAGAGGUGUGGUGAGAGGACGGGUCCGGAGAGGUGUGGUGAGAGGACGGGUCCGGAGAGGUGUGGUGAGAGGACGGGUCCGGAGAGGUGUGGUGAGAGGACGGGUCCGGAGAGGUGUGGUGAGAGGACGGGUCCGGAGAGGUGUGCUUGCCCUCUCCAGGCAACACGUGCCACCCUGACAGCUCACUGUAUGUCUCUGGGUGACUCUCUGGGGAAGGAGAAUGAGUUGGCUCUGAUCAUCGAUGGACAGACCCUGAAAUACGCCCUGUCCUUCGAGCUCCGCCAAGCCUUCCUAGACCUCGCCCUGUCCUGCAAGGCCGUCAUCUGCUGCAGGGUGUCUCCCCUCCAGAAGUCUGAGAUAGUGGACAUGGUGAAGAAGCAUGUGAAGGCCAUCACUCUGGCCAUAGGAGAUGGGGCCAAUGACGUGGGCAUGAUCCAGACUGCCCAUGUAGGAGUUGGCAUCAGUGGCAACGAGGGCAUGCAGGCAACCAACUCCUCGGACUACUCCAUCGCACAGUUUUCCUACCUAGAGAAGUUGUUGCUGGUCCAUGGGGCGUGGAGUUAUAACCGUGUCACUAAGUGUAUUCUCUACUGUUUCUAUAAGAAUGUGGUUCUCUACAUCAUAGAGCUGUGGUUUGCCUUUGUGAACGGCUUCUCUGGACAGAUCCUGUUUGAACGCUGGUGUAUCGGCCUCUACAACGUGAUCUUCACAGCGCUGCCUCCCUUCACUCUGGGGAUCUUUGACCGGCCAUGCAGUCAGCAGAACAUGCUCCGCUUCCCCCAGCUAUACAGCAUCACCCAGAACGCUGAGGGGUUCAACACCAAGGUGUUUUGGGGUCACUGUAUAAAUGCUCUGAUCCAUUCCAUUAUUCUCUUCUGGUUUCCACUCAAAGUUCUAGAACAUGACAGUCCUUUCAACAACGGUCAUGGUACUGACUACCUGUUUGUGGGGAACAUUGUGUACACGUAUGUGGUAGUAACAGUGUGUUUGAAAGCUGGUAUGGAAACCACUGCCUGGACCAGGUUCUCCCACCUGGCGGUGUGGGGCAGUAUGAUUCUCUGGGUGCUCUUCUUCACGGUCUACUCUGCUUUCUGGCCGUCCAUCCCCAUCGCUCCUGACAUGCAAGGCCAGGCUGACAGGGUGAUGCACUGCUGGCACUUCUGGCUGGGGCUGGUCCUGGUGCCAGCAGCCUGUCUGCUCAAAGACUUUGCCUGGAACGCGGGUCGUCGCACUGUGAAGAAGUCUCUUCUGGAAGAGGUCCAGGAGCUGGAGGCCAGGGCUGUUGACCCGGGGGCCGCUGUGCUCCGAGACGCCAGCGGACGCAGUCUGAACGAGCGUGCCCACCUGUUGACCCGGGUCUUUAGGAAAACACCGUCCAAUGUGGGGUGCAAAAACUCUGUGCAGCAGAGCAACGUGUCCCAUGGCUAUGCCUUCUCCCAGGAGGAACAUGGGGUGGUGUCUCAGUCCCAGGUGUGUCGAUCCUACAACACCACCCGCCAACGGCCCAGUGUCUAGCCCCACCGCCCAAGGCCCACCUGGCUACGGGGCUCUUGGCAACGGUUGCCCAGGCAACAGAGGAGACAGACUGAUGCUAAGGGAUCACCCCUGCUGUGGCCUUAUUGGAACUUAUACUGACUUUUACCUGGGACCUUGACCCCUGGAGGCCGUUGCUCGGCAUGGAACACUGACUAAAGGGAAGGGACCAGACCCGUCUGUACUGUCCAAACUGGUCUACGCUCUUGCUGACUCACAUACACACACACACACACACCAAUAGAGCAGACACACAGGCACGAGUAAUCACAACCACACAAACAGACAUAAUAAAUCAACCACAGAGACUGUAAUGUGUAUCUAAUUAUAGCAUGGACUGGGUUUAGUUUACACAUCAGUGCGUCUUUGUCCGUGUGUAUGUCUGCACUUGUCUGUGCUACUGUGUGUGUGUGUGUGUGUGUGUGUGGCUAUACUCCCUCUCAUCUUGCACUCCUGAGCCGGUGUUUAGCUCAUCCGUCAUCACCGUGACGAUGGGGGAAGGAAGGAGGAGGAGGGGCACUUUGAAAUAAAGACUGAACAUAUACUGGCCCAGGAGGAAUUCCUAUCUGAGAGCUGAAGAGAAGAGAGCCCCACUGCCAAAGAUCACAGAGAUGCCACUGAGGGGGAACCCCCACCCAUACUGACCACUACUCUACAAGGACCCAUACAGACCACUACUCUACAAGGACCCCCACCCAUACUGACCACUACUCUACAAGGACCCCUACCCAUACUGACCACUACUCUACAAGGACCCCUACCCAUACUGACCACUUCUCUACAAGGACCCCUACCCAUACUGACCACUUCUCUACAAGGACCCCCACCCAUACUGACCACUACUCUACAAGGAUCCCUACCCAUAUUGACCACUACUCUACAAGGACCCAUACUGACCACUACUCUACAAGGACCCCCACCCAUACUGACCACUACUCUACAAGGAUCCCUACCCCUAUUGACCACUACUCUACAAGGACCCAUACUGACCACUACUCUACAAGGACCCCCACCCAUACUGACCACUACUCUACAAGGACCCCCACCCAUACUGACCACUACUCUACAAGGACCCCUACCCAUACUGACCACUACUUUACAAGGACCCCCACCCAUACUGACCACUACUUUACAAGGACCCCCACCCAUACUGACCACUACUCUACAAGGACCCCCACCCAUACUGACCACUACUCUACAAGGACCCCUACCCAUACUGACCACUACUCUACAAGGACCCCCACCCAUAUUGACCACUACUCUACAAGGACCCCUACCCAUACUGACCACUACUCUACAAGGACCCCCACCCAUAUUGACCACUACUCUACAAGGACCCCCACCCAUACUGACCACUACUCUACAAGGACCCACACCCAUACUGACCACUACUCUACAAGGACCCCUACCCAUACUGACCACUACUUUACAAGGACCCCCACCCAUACUGACCAGUACUCUACAAGGAUCCCCACUUCCCUCUCUGGCUCAGCGACCUCAUAUCUCUCCCCCCUCUCAUCUGCGGGACGUCUCCUCUACCUGCUUGGUUGAAUGUGUUUUCUGUUGUAUAGGGGCACUCCUGUGAUUCCUGCGAAUCCUGGCUGUCUCCCCCAGGAGGUCAGGUCAGCAGCAGCCUAAUUUGUAGCGGUUUGUUGGGUUCUCAAUUCAUCCAUGGACUUCUUUUGUUGUUGAAUAAAUGGACUUGUCCUUUUCUUUUAA
Messenger RNA from Oncorhynchus kisutch (coho salmon), 5803 nucleotides. RefSeq names its product phospholipid-transporting ATPase IB. The transcript has 35 exons. The coding region runs from base 257 to 4066 and encodes 1269 amino acids. Lineage: Eukaryota; Metazoa; Chordata; Actinopteri; Salmoniformes; Salmonidae. Gene Ontology annotation, cellular component: plasma membrane; trans-Golgi network. The record is from RefSeq and is a predicted model, not a curated record. Gene Ontology annotation, molecular function: ATP hydrolysis activity; ATPase-coupled intramembrane lipid carrier activity; ATP binding. Gene Ontology annotation, biological process: neuron development; phospholipid translocation.